GCUUGGCUGUCAGGUCCCUUUGCCUUUUGUUCGGUUACUGAGUUGCUGCCUUGGCCAGAGUCCGGAGCAGCCGCCGCCCGAGCGCGCCGAGCUCAGUUCGCUACCCGCGCCGGCUCCCUCCCGGCCCAGCCCUGACCCGACCCGGCCCGGCCCGGCUCCACGCUCAGCAGCCGCCAUGGAGGUGAUGAACCUGAUUGAGCAACCCAUCAAGGUGACUGAGUGGCAGCAGACCUACACCUACGACUCAGGCAUCCACUCAGGUGUUAAUACCUGUGUGCCCUCAGUCAGCAGCAAGGGCAUCAUGGAUGAGGAUGACGCCUGCGGCAGGCAGUACACACUCAAGAAGACCACCACCUAUACACAGGGCGUGCCCCAGAACCAAGGUGACCUGGAGUACCAGAUGUCCACGACAGCCAGAGCCAAGCGGGUGCGGGAGGCCAUGUGUCCAGGUGUGUCAGGCGAGGACAGUUCUCUGCUGCUGGCCACCCAGGUGGAGGGGCAGACCACCAACCUGCAGCGCCUGGCAGAACCAUCCCAGUUGCUCAAGUCGGCCAUUGUACAUCUCAUCAACUACCAGGAUGAUGCCGAGUUGGCCACCCGGGCUCUGCCUGAGCUCACCAAGCUGCUCAACGAUGAGGACCCGGUAGUGGUGACCAAGGCGGCUAUGAUUGUGAACCAGCUGUCCAAGAAGGAGGCAUCCCGCCGGGCCCUAAUGGGCUCGCCCCAGUUGGUGGCGGCUGUGGUGCGCACCAUGCAGAACACCAGUGACCUGGAUACAGCCCGAUGCACCACGAGCAUCCUGCACAACCUCUCCCACCACCGGGAGGGCUUGCUCGCUAUCUUCAAGUCUGGAGGCAUACCAGCCCUAGUCCGAAUGCUCAGUUCCCCCGUAGAGUCUGUCCUGUUCUACGCCAUUACCACACUGCACAACCUACUGCUCUACCAGGAGGGUGCCAAGAUGGCGGUGCGCCUGGCAGAUGGGCUGCAGAAGAUGGUGCCCCUACUCAACAAGAACAACCCUAAGUUCCUGGCCAUCACCACUGACUGCUUGCAGCUCCUAGCAUACGGCAACCAGGAGAGCAAGCUGAUCAUCCUGGCCAAUGGGGGACCACAGGGGCUCGUGCAGAUCAUGAGGAACUACAGCUACGAGAAGCUCCUCUGGACCACCAGCCGUGUGCUCAAGGUGCUCUCCGUGUGUCCCAGCAACAAGCCUGCCAUUGUGGAGGCCGGUGGGAUGCAGGCUCUGGGCAAGCAUCUGACAAGUAACAGCCCCCGCCUGGUGCAGAACUGCCUGUGGACUCUACGCAACCUAUCGGACGUGGCCACCAAGCAGGAGGGCCUGGAGAGCGUGCUGAAGAUCCUGGUCAACCAGCUGAGUGUGGACGACGUCAACGUCCUCACCUGUGCCACAGGCACCCUCUCCAACCUGACCUGCAACAACAGCAAAAAUAAGACGCUGGUGACACAGAACAGUGGCGUGGAGGCACUCAUCCAUGCCAUCCUGAGAGCCGGCGACAAGGAUGACAUCACAGAGCCUGCUGUCUGUGCCCUGCGCCACCUUACCAGCCGCCACCCGGAGGCUGAGAUGGCCCAGAACUCUGUGCGCCUCAACUAUGGCAUCCCGGCCAUCGUGAAACUGCUCAACCAGCCCAACCAGUGGCCACUGGUCAAGGCAACCAUCGGUCUGAUCCGGAAUCUGGCCCUGUGCCCAGCCAACCAUGCCCCACUGCAGGAGGCCGCGGUCAUUCCCCGCCUCGUUCAGCUGUUGGUCAAGGCCCACCAGGAUGCCCAGCGACAUGUGGCCGCAGGCACCCAGCAGCCCUACACGGAUGGCGUGAGGAUGGAGGAGAUCGUGGAGGGCUGCACUGGAGCCCUACACAUCCUCGCCCGGGAUCCCAUGAACCGCAUGGAGAUCUUCCGGCUCAACACCAUUCCCCUGUUUGUCCAGCUCCUGUAUUCCUCCGUGGAGAACAUCCAGCGUGUGGCUGCUGGAGUGCUGUGUGAACUGGCCCAGGACAAGGAAGCCGCCGACGCCAUUGAUGCCGAGGGCGCCUCUGCCCCUCUCAUGGAACUGCUCCACUCCCGCAAUGAGGGCACCGCGACCUAUGCCGCUGCUGUCCUGUUCCGCAUCUCCGAAGACAAGAACCCAGAUUACCGCAAGCGAGUGUCUGUGGAGCUCACCAACUCGCUCUUCAAGCAUGACCCAGCUGCCUGGGAAGCUGCCCAGAGUAUGAUCCCAAUCAAUGAACCCUACGCUGAUGACAUGGAUGCCACCUACCGCCCCAUGUACUCCAGCGAUGUACCUCUGGACCCCCUGGAUAUGCAUAUGGACAUGGAUGGGGACUACCCCAUGGACACCUAUAGCGACGGCCUGAGGCCUCCCUACCCCACUGCAGACCACAUGCUGGCCUAGCUGGCUCCACCCCAGUACGGCCCCUUCCUGUCUUGCAGCCUUGCCCUCUGCUUAUAGCU
Molecule: messenger RNA, 2472 nt
Organism: Phodopus roborovskii (desert hamster)
Lineage: Eukaryota; Metazoa; Chordata; Mammalia; Rodentia; Cricetidae
Gene: Jup
Product: junction plakoglobin
Exons: 14
Coding region: 176-2413 (745 amino acids)
Biological process (GO): positive regulation of transcription by RNA polymerase II; cell adhesion
Cellular component (GO): catenin complex; adherens junction
Molecular function (GO): protein phosphatase binding; cadherin binding; transcription coactivator activity
Source: RefSeq, a predicted model, not a curated record